AUGUCGAUCAAUACGUGGCUGAUAUUUGCAACUUUGUAUUGUGCUGUUACUGUCUUCUCGCUUCAGCAAUACAUAGUCGAAGUAUCAGAUGUUCAGGCUAUUAAUCAUGUCAAGGAAUCCAUCGUAAACGAUGCGUCUUGCUACCAGAACGCACCGUUGAGUUUCCGACAUGUAUACAAUAAUUCCAUAUUCCCUGGGUUCUCACUGGAUAUAAACAGUUCAGAUGGCCACAGAGACCCGACUCGUUGCCUCAAGGCCAUCGCCGGGGUCGUCAAGGUCUGGCAGUCCCAGCCGUACGCGCCUGCUUCACAAUCCGAAAGCCCCAGCGUGCCUGCAAGCAACGGAGCUUCUCCAUUGGUAAACAGCAGCAUUUUGCACGGAUUGACUGGUGUCCAAGCAUUACGAGAAACAAAUGUUACCGGGCGGGGUAUUACAGUGGCCGUAAUCGACACUGGGAUAGAUUACCUUCACCCGGCCCUCGGUGGAGGUAUUGGAAAUGGCUUCAAAGUCCGGUUCGGCCUUGAUCUUGUGGGCGACAACUUUCAAAUAGGUCUCCCACCACAAGGCAAAGGAGAUUCUUACGCAGAAUGUACGGCACACGGCACUCAUGUUUCAGGCAUUGUCGCUGGCGACCAACCAUCUUUGGGAUUUGUUGGUGUGGCGCCCGAAGUCAACCUCGAGCACUACCGGGUAGCGGGUUGUCGAAAGGCUCCCAUUCAAUCGGACAUUAUAAUCCAGGCCGUUCUCAAGGCUCAAAGCCGGGAAGUUGAUGUUAUAUCAAUUUCUUUAACGCUGAAUUCGGGCCCGUACCCUGAUGAUGCCUUGUCAGAAGUACUCACUAGGAUAUCGCGUCAAGGAGAAAUUCUCAUCGUUGUGGCGUCGGGUGAUUAUGGAUGGCAGGGUCCAUUUUCUGCUCGGGCGCCCGGAUCAGCUGUCGAUGUUUUAACAGUGGGUUCAAUUAAUGCAGCUUAUUCUAUACAAAGUCGACCUCGAGCAACUUUCUCGUUACGAGACCAAAAAGCAACUUCACAAUCGAUCGAUUUCCCAUGGGAUCCUGCGAGCCCGGGAAGGUUCCCAAGCUCCCUCACGUUACAAGCGACCACCUUGAACAUGUCAGUUACAAACGAUGCAUGCAUUGGGCUGGAAAGGGACGGGAACUUCUCUGACGCGUCAGUAAUUCUCGUUCGACGCGGUGGUUGUCAACUUGAUGUUAAGAUGAAGAACCUGGCGGCAAGAGGUGCCAAAUAUGUCCUCGUCUACAAUAACGAAAAUAAGCCCUCCUUCCAAUUCGACAAUAAUUUCGAUGGCAUAAUCGCCGCCGGUUCCAUAUCGGCGCAAACUGGACGAAACCUAAUCGGCGCUCUUGCCACAGGGUCCGCGGUUUAUUUAAAUAUGGACCCGAACUUUGGGAAUAUGCCAUACAUCGAAAUACAGGGAAAUUUACGACCAGCUGGGCAAAUAAACGGGCAAACUUCAUGGGGCCCUACUGGCCUGGGGGACACUUUAACCUCGUUACUGGCUCCCGGUCAAAGCAUUUGGUCAACCAUUCCACGAACAUGGGGUGGCUACGGUACUAUGUCCGGUACAUCCAUGGCCGCGCCAUACGUUGCCGGCUGUGCAGCACUUGUAAUGCAAGUCUAUCCAAGCCUCAGCUCCACACAGGUUAUGACGUUGUUAACCACUACUGCACGACCCCUUAAUUUUAAUGAUGGUACGAAUAAAUCGUACGACUUUUUGGCACCCGUCGCCAUGCAGGGGAAUGGUGUGGUUGAUGUUAUGGGGGCAGUUAACACUGAAACUGCCUUUUCCCAAUCCCAUUUAUCCUGGAAUGACACCGAAUUUUUCACCGGAACGAUUUCAUUUUUUAUAAAAAAUAGAGGAAGCGAGGCUGUCGAGUAUAAAUUCUCUCAUAAACCAGCCGUAACUGUUCUUGCAUUAGGGGCCGAUUCCAAAGCGGCAACACCAUGGACUAGGGACACGGUAACACCAUGGACUAGGGACAACGCCUCGACCUCGGCUUCCGAAGAGUUUCUGCAAAGCUCAUUGGAGAAAAUAUAUGCAGAUAUAACCAUAUCUCCCACAUCACUAACCAUCGAGCCUGAUAUAUGGACGAUGGUGAACGUGACGGCCAACAUCGACGCUUUAAACAAACUAAAGCCCCGCUGUCCUCUUUACAGCGGUUUCAUUUUUGUCGACGACGGAAAAAUUGGGUCGCAAUUAAGCCUCUCUUAUUCGGGAAUCGGCUGCUCGAUGCGUGAAAUGGCCGUUAUACCUCGAGGCUGGAACGAGACUUUCGUCACGGCCGCCACGACAAAAGAGUCCCUGGACGUGCCCUACGACGCCAAGCCAAUCCCACCUGAUACAGAGUUCAAGCUACAAGGUCAUAAAACUCCUCUUCAAUAUAAAAAUUCCUCCACUCUGCUUCCGACAUUAAAAGUAGAGUUGGCGAUGUCCAGUCAGGCGAUCGCUGUUCACGUUCUCCCUGCCGCAGCUUCAGGGGAAAACGAAGGUAUUGCUGUAUUUUCGCACAAUCAAACCGUUCAAGCUGGAGGCUUUAGCCGUCUGUCCAAGGACUUUUUUGGAUGGAGUGGGCUGCUAGAGAAUGGUUCUUGGGCUGCCGAGGGCGUGUAUAAGUUCAAAGUAUGUGCUUUCAGAGCUUGGGAACAGAUUCAGGACCCGAAUGCCAGGAAAGACUGCGUUGUCACAGAACCGUUUGGCAUACGCUAUUAG
Molecule: messenger RNA, 2730 nt
Organism: Pyricularia grisea
Lineage: Eukaryota; Fungi; Ascomycota; Sordariomycetes; Magnaporthales; Pyriculariaceae
Exons: 3
Coding region: 1-2730 (909 amino acids)
Biological process (GO): proteolysis
Molecular function (GO): serine-type endopeptidase activity
Source: RefSeq, a predicted model, not a curated record